Messenger RNA from Aspergillus glaucus CBS 516.65, 1650 nucleotides. RefSeq names its product nucleobase cation symporter-1 family protein. The transcript is spliced from 2 exons. The record is from RefSeq and is a predicted model, not a curated record. Lineage: Eukaryota; Fungi; Ascomycota; Eurotiomycetes; Eurotiales; Aspergillaceae. Gene Ontology annotation, cellular component: plasma membrane. Bases 1 to 1650 code for a protein of 549 amino acids. Gene Ontology annotation, biological process: transmembrane transport; nucleobase transport. Gene Ontology annotation, molecular function: nucleobase transmembrane transporter activity.
AUGAAGAUAAAACGCCCUCGAUUGCAAGUAGCCCGCCCCGAAUCCACCUUUGCAGCAGGAAACGCACGAUGGACGAACCUCGACCUAGACCCAGUCCCAAAACACCAACGCAACUGGGGUAGCAUAAGCUUCAUUGCAUACUGGAUCUCCGACGCCUUCAACGUCAGCACCUGGCAAUUCGCCAGCAGCAUCCUCGCCGUAGGCCUCAACUACAAAGACGCCCUCAUCAUCGUCGCAAUCGCCUUCUUCAUCAUCUCCAUCGUCAUCGCUGCUAACGGCGCCGUCGGCGCUAUCUAUCACGUGCCGUUUCCCGUGAUCGCGCGCGCGAGCUGGGGGUUCUACGGGUCGUAUAUUGCUAUUCUUUCGAGACUGGUGUUGGCGGUGGUUUGGUUCGCGAUUCAUAAUGUGAAUGGUGGGAAUGCGGUGAGGGUUAUGAUUGGGGCUAUUUGGCCUAGUUUUCUGGGGAUUGGGAAUGGGAUUCCUGCCGGGCAGGGCAUUACCACGCAGGGUAUGGUGGGUUAUAUGAUAUAUUGGAUCGUGCAAUUACCGUUGCUGUGUGUGCGGCCGGAGAAGGUACGGUGGUUGUUUGUGGUGAAGUCAGUGCUUGUGCCGAUUGCAUGGGUUGCUAUACUUAUCUGGGCGUUUGUCGCUGAAGGGGGUGGGAGUAUGUUCCAGGAGACGUCAAGUUCGACUACAAUCUCGGGAUCGACGUAUAGUUGGUUGUUCCUGGCGAAUAUGACCUCGAUUCUGGGGAACUAUGCAACGACCAGUGUCAAUCAGUCGGAUUUCUCGCGGUACUCGCGGGUGUCGGCGAAGUGGCAGUUGUUGUAUGUGCCUAUGUUGCCGAUUGUGUUUACGUUUAUCUCGUUCAUUGGCAUUGCCGCGUCGUCUGCUGGUCAGGCGCGGUAUUAUGGUGGCACUGGUGAGAUCCCCUGGGAUCCGACAGUGCUCAUUAGCAACUGGUCCAGCCGGGCUUGUCGAUUUUUUGCAGCUGCGAGUUUCGUCCUCGCUUCGUUGGGUGUGAAUAUCUCGGCAAACUCCAUCUCAGCAGCAAAUGACCUCGCCGCGCUGGCACCACGAUACUUCAAUAUUCGUCGGGGUCAAUUACUCUGCGCGUUGUUGUCAUGGUGUCUCGUGCCGUGGAAGAUCCUCGCGUCCGCGGAGAGUUUCCUCAACUUCAUGUCUGCAUACGCUAUCUUCCUCGCGCCGGUAGCGGCCAUCAUGUUAUGCGAUUACUGGGUCGUCAAGCAUCGGAAGUACGAUACGCUCGCGCUGUAUCAGCCGUUUAACCAAACGUAUCGGUAUUCGUUCGCACGUGUGAUAGCUGGGAAAGAGGUUAGUGUUUGGGGGGUUAACUGGAGAGCCAUUGUUGCGUUUUUGGCGGGUGUGGUGCCGAGUUUACCGGGGUUGAUUCAUUCUGUUAAUAGCUCUGUUGAGGUUGGGGUGGGGAUGAGGCCGUAUCAGUUUGGGUGGUUUCUGGGCUUUGUUGGCGCGAGUGGUGUGUAUGUGGGAUUGUCGUGGUGGUUUCCGGCGAGGGAGACGGUUGUGCAGAGGGCUGUUCUUGCAGACGAAAUAUACGAGAAUAGGGUUCUAACGGGGCUGGGCAUUGAGGAGCUUGAAAGGGACGAGUAUAAAGGGUUUAAAGUAUAA